This is a messenger RNA of Mesorhabditis belari, 621 nucleotides long. Lineage: Eukaryota; Metazoa; Nematoda; Chromadorea; Rhabditida; Rhabditidae. The record is from the annotation of a GenBank genome assembly.
AUGAAAAAAGUGGAAUCAAUUAUUCAAAAAUUUUUGUUAUUCUUUUUUAUUGAAAAGGCUACGGUGCAUGUUGUUCGAGGCCUUCAUUUUCUUCUUCUAUUCACCAGUUUUGUUCUCUCUUGGAUAAUUCUCACCGUUCACAUCACCGUUUUUCGACAAUAUCAUAAAGAUCCGAACCUAGAAUGUGGAAAGAAAUCGCCAAUUUACCCCGAAAUUCUCACUCAACGCUAUAAAAGCUUUUAUGUGGAGAUUUUCGUCUACGAUUGCAUUGGAGUCAAUCAAUUCUUGGCUUUCAAUGCAGCUCUUGGUUUAAUCCUGGAAUUUACCUGCUGGCUGACUUCUGUUCUGACGCUUGUCGGAAUGAAAGAUAAAAUGGCUCGUUUCUUUUUCGUUCAUUUCGGUGUUUUAAUUUUCGCUAGAACCGCAUUUCUUAUCGUUUUUCCAAGAGUUAGCAUGGGAUCGCAUUUGGAGAUUCUGAUUGUCACCGCAGUUCAUCUUGGAGUCAGCCUCAUUGUCUGCACUUAUCUCUCAAUUUCCACCAUCUGGAAGCGAAAAAUCAAAGAAAAACUAAAGCUAAAUAGUCGACGGAUUAACAUCGCUGUGUUGAGAUUUCCAACAGAA